Molecule: messenger RNA, 1653 nt
Organism: Capronia epimyces CBS 606.96
Lineage: Eukaryota; Fungi; Ascomycota; Eurotiomycetes; Chaetothyriales; Herpotrichiellaceae
Exons: 4
Coding region: 1-1653 (550 amino acids)
Biological process (GO): DNA-templated transcription
Cellular component (GO): nucleus
Molecular function (GO): zinc ion binding; DNA binding
Source: RefSeq, a predicted model, not a curated record
AUGAUAUACCGUGUGUCUACCAUUAUCAUCAUCAUCACCGCCCCCAUCGUCAGACCUCCCGUCCAUCGACCUUUACGUCCUUUCCAGAGUAAUAGGAACCCGGUCGUCGGCGGAGGCGGCUUUGAUGCACUGCUGCGGCGGCCGCCGUCGCGGUCAGCGCCGGAGCCUGGCACGCUGUUGUGCGACCAGGUCCUGGGCCUACUCGAGGCCACGGGCAUGUAUCUCGACGAGAUCAGCGUAGGAUACUUCCAAGGGGGCAUUCACUCCGUCGUCCCCAUCAUCUCACGCCGCCGAUUCCACACCCAUCUCAUCUCCUUCGGUGGUGAUGAUGAUACCACCCGCCUCCGCCGCCGCCGCCCCAGAGCCGAAUUUGCCCUACUCUUGCUAACCAUGGCGCUUCUGCUGGUUGGGGACGAGUCGGUAGAUCACCCAGCCGCUAAGUUAGCUGAUCAUCAUCUAUGGCGGCGACGGCGGCGGCGGCCGCUGCCACAACAAAUCGAUCGUACGAAGCUCUACCUGGCCAUCAAGUCCCUUCUGGCACAGGCACAAGCACUGCAUGCCUUCGGGAGUAGUACACCCUCCACAACCCAUCUCAUCCAGGCCGGCGUGCUACUGGCCGUGUACGAGUAUGCCAGUGGGCGGCCCGAACAGGCCUUUGUUUCGAUAGGGAACUAUGCCCGUAUGGCGCAUCUGGCUCAGUUACAGUACCCAAGUGGAUCCUCCUCGUCCUCCCUCUCCUCAUCCUCCUCCAGGCCUCAUCGCUUCUCAUCAUCGAAAGACGAAGAACAAGAACAAGAAGAGAUCAAUAUCUGGUGGGGAAUCCUCAUCUGUGAACGAACCUUCUUGUGUGAAAUGCCACUCGUUAUGGAUCGACCGCCGCCGCUGGCGUCGGUGAUGCCCGACCCUGAUAUUCCUCUACCCAAGUUGGUAGAGUCUCUGGAUAGUGGUGGUGGUGAUGGUGGUGGUGGCACACCAACGGUGGGAGGAUUCCUGGUCGACGCCCUGGCCAGUCCACAACCAGUCCAAGUUGACAGCUUCGGCCGCGCUGCCCAAGCCGCAUGGCUCCUGGAUCGCCUGAUCCAAAGCACAAGGCUGUCUCCAGCUGGACACAUGGCCGGGGCUAUCGACGUCGACGACAAUGACGCCACGAAUACAAAACGAGUGUAUCUCGAGGAAUGCGACAAGAUGUUACAGUCCUUCCUCACCAUUCUGAUGCAGCAAACUGACAAGGACGAUGACGAUGAUGACUGGGUUGGCCAUUAUUACUGUGUUGCAAUUGCUCUGACGAUCCGUUCAUUGUUUCUACUCCAUGAACAUAUCCUCGACCACCACGACCACCUAGGCAACAAGAACAGCAACAACAGCAACAGCAACAAGAACAACAACAACAAAAACAGCAGCAGCAGCAGCAGCAGCAACAAUUCUUCCCGCUCAGCGCUGGACACAGUUACCAAUAUCGUCAUAGAUAUUACGGCCUCGCACCAACAUCUUUCAUGGGACCAAAUUGACCAGCUCCCCCCGAGUUCUCCAAAAUUCCCUCAAGCUUUUCGAAUCCCGGUGGGGAACAGGAUCGACGACGACGACGACGACGACGACGCUGCUGCACACUCCUUCUUCUUGGUCUUCCUCGCCGGACAGUCUCUAGCAGAGUAG